Messenger RNA from Vigna umbellata (rice bean), 1757 nucleotides. Lineage: Eukaryota; Viridiplantae; Streptophyta; Magnoliopsida; Fabales; Fabaceae. The record is from RefSeq and is a predicted model, not a curated record.
UCUCGCUAGAUGUAUCCCUACUUGUUUUGAAAUGUGCUAGUUCGGGUCUUAGACUAUUGGGUUCACUUAAGCCGGCACCUUCUGAGGCUAAUGUGAUCAUGAAACUUUUACUCACAUUGCUGCUUUCAGUAUUACAGUCCAACUCCCUUAAUGCACAUUCAGGUGUGGUAACCAAGGACAAUUCUGGUGAGGUCUUAUCAAAGGUUUCAAAUGCAACCCUGGGUCUACUACCCAUUCUUUGCAACUGUGUUGCGACUUCUGAUCAUUGCAUGCUAUCCCUGUCAGUCAUGGAUUUAAUACUGAGAAGCUUCUUGACACCCAGGACUUGGUUACCUGUCCUGCAGAAUCAUCUCCAAUUGCCAGUAGUUAUGCUUAAACUCCACGAUAGAAGUUCAACUUCUAUUCCAGUAAUAAUGAAGUUCUUUUUGACCCUUGCACGAGUUAGAGGAGGUGCUGAUAUGCUUUAUUGUUCCGGCUUUUUGUCAUCUGUGAGAGUGUUAUUUGCUGAAUCUGGUGAGGAUUUAUCGACCACUAGUGAGAAUCUUGGGGGCUCGUGCGAGAAGUUUGUAAUACCCCAGGAUAUUUGGGGGCUUGGAUUAGCUGUGGUUACAGCUAUGGUUAAAUCCUUGGGAGACCAUUCUUCUGGAACUGCUAUUGUGGAUAGCAUGAUACCUUACUUUUUUUCAGAGAAAGCUCAUUUUAUCAUUUAUUCUCUAAAUGCCCCAGACUUUCCUUCUGAUGAUCGUGACAAGAAAAGACCUCGAGCACAGAGGGCAUUUAUAUCUUUAGCUACUCUUAAAGAAACAGAACAUACUUUAAUGCUCAUGUGUGAGCUAGCAAAACAUUGGCAUUCGUGGAUUAAGGCAAUACGAAAUGUGGAUAGACAGCUUAGAGAGAAGUGUAUCCAUCUUUUAGCCUUCAUUAGCAGGGGAUCUCAACGCCUUGGUGAAUUGUCAAGCAGGAACGCCCCACUUUUAUGUCCACCUACCCUGAAAGAGGAUUUUGAAAUUUCCUCAAAACCUUCCUUUGUCAAUAGCAAAAAUGGAUGGUUUGCUCUUUCCCCACUUGGAUGUGUGCCAAAACCAAAGUUCUCUUCUUUCUCAACCACUUCUACCCAUGGCCAAGCAACUGAGAGUACUGAUCUUAUUCCGAAAACAUGCUUUUCUGAUACUGUAGCCCUGCAGGUAUAUAGAAUAGCAUUUCUUCUUUUAAAGUUUCUCUGUUUACAAACUGAGGGUGCUGCUAAAAGGGCUGAGGAGGUUGGGUUUGUUGAUCUUGCUCAUUUUCCUGAGCUGCCAAUGCCAGAAAUCUUGCAUGGAUUACAGGAUCAAGCUAUUGCCAUUACUACGGAACUCUGUCAAGCCAACAAACAAAGGGUCUCUCCAGAAAUACAGGAUGUUUGCAACUUACUGAUGCAAAUACUUGAAAUGGCCUUGCACUUGGAACUUUGUGUUCUACAAAUUUGUCGCAUAAGACCUGUAUCGGGGCGUGUGGAGGAUUUCUCAAAGGAAGCAAAAUCUCUGUUUAGUGCACUGGAGGGUCAUGCUUUUCUAAAAGCAUCUCGCAACUCUCUGAAACAGAUGAUAUCGUGUGUCUAUCCUGGAUUGUUGCAAGCAGAGAAUUUCAUAUAAGAUUUGAUGUAGACAAAAGAUCACAUUAUUAAUUGUACAGAAUUUCAUAGUGUUAGUCAGUCUUCUUACUUUGUAGCUAGGUAUUCCUUGUGUUUUUGAUUUAUAAUUGAUUUUUUUUUUCUGACC